This is a messenger RNA of Spirometra erinaceieuropaei, 348 nucleotides long. The record is from the annotation of a GenBank genome assembly. NCBI's taxonomy places the organism in Eukaryota, Metazoa, Platyhelminthes, Cestoda, Diphyllobothriidea, Diphyllobothriidae.
AUGGGGUACGAGGUCCCUUUGACGGUUGUUUCCAUUGUUUGGGUAUUAAUUGGCUGUGGCGUACCACUUAUAAUACCUAAAGGUGAACACCGGAGGUACGUCUCGCACUUUCGUUAUCAUUUCGCAGUGUGUUACAAACGAUGGUUAUAAUGACGUCCGUUUGUUGUUAUCUCUUGUAAGGAACAAUUUUUCAAUCCCGAUUACCCGUAGUUGGCUUAUGACAUUUUUGGCACAAAAGAACCCGCUCUUUGGACCGGCGUUGCGGAACACUACUAUCCGAAUUGUGAGCCAAGAGUGGCCCGUAGGUUAAAUGUGAACCUAACCACCAGUGUUUAGCCCGUUGCAUAA